Trichoderma asperellum CBS 433.97 is the source of this 408-nucleotide messenger RNA. The record is from RefSeq and is a predicted model, not a curated record. Lineage: Eukaryota; Fungi; Ascomycota; Sordariomycetes; Hypocreales; Hypocreaceae.
GUUCGUUUAUUAACACUGCAUCCUGAUAAUAAAGAUACUGACAUCAAAGUGAGCAUAGGGGCUCGGCUUUCCGCCAAACUGAGUUUCAUUGCCCUCUCCUAUAUCUGGGGUAGCCCAGUGGAUGAGCAACAUCCUUUUUAUAGUCAUUACGGCAUGUUGAAAUAUCACAUAUCUUGCCAUGGUGAGCGCAUUGCCGUCGGUCAUAAUUUGUACGAAGUUUUAGCACAGCUGCGUGAAGCGCAAGAGCAAUCCCCACUUUGGAUGGAUGCUAUCUGUAUUGAUCAGAGGAAUGAUGAAGAGCGAAACCACCAAAGCUUGCUUAUGCCUUCAAUCUAUCACCAGUCAUUGUUGGUACUCAUUUGGCCUGAUAGCAGCGAUGGGGCUAUUUAUACCGCUUUGAAACCUUGA